This is a messenger RNA of Triticum turgidum subsp. durum (durum wheat), 1050 nucleotides long. Lineage: Eukaryota; Viridiplantae; Streptophyta; Magnoliopsida; Poales; Poaceae. The record is from the annotation of a GenBank genome assembly.
AUGCCUACGGACCCAGAGACCAAGAAGACCCAGGGCUACUGCUUCAUUGAGUUCAAUACUCCGCAGGAAGCUGAGUUUGCUAUGGAAAAAACACGUGGCUACAAACUGGACAAAUCUCACAUAUUUGCUGUUAAUAUGUUUGAUGACUUUGAGAAGUACAUGAAAGUUCCUGAUGAGUGGGCGCCUGCUGAAAUCAAGUCAUACACUCCUGGAGAAAAUCUUCUGAAGUUGCUGACUGAUGAUAAGGCCAGAGAUCAGUUCGUGAUACGUGCUGGUACGUUCACGGAAGUGUACUGGAAUGACGCUAGACGGGCAAUGCCUGAGCUUGUGUACCAGAAGCAGUACUGGACGGAUAGCUAUAUUCAAUGGUCCCCUCUUGGAACACACUUGGCGACCGUGCAUAGGCAGGGCGCGCAGGUGUGGGGUGGUGAUGACAAAUUUGUUCGUCUAAUGCGCUCACAGUUGAAACUCAUCGAUUUCUCUCCCGGUGAGAAAUAUUUGAUCACUUACAGCAGCCAUGAGCCCAGCAACCCCAGAGAUACACAUAGGGUUGUACUAAAUAUCUUUGAUGUACGAACUGGAAAAGUAAUGUGGGAGUUCAAGGGAAGUGCUGAUGAUUUCACUACUGGUGGAAAUAUGGGUGUCUCUGGUGUUUCAUGGCCUAUCUUCAGGUGGGGUGGUGGAAGAGAUGAUAAGUAUUUUGCUAGGCUUGGAAAGAAUGUUAUAUCUGUCUAUGAUACCGAGACGUUCGCUCUUAUUGAUAAGAAGUCCUUGAAGGUAGAAAAUGUGGUUGACUUCAGUUGGUCUCCCACUGAUCCUAUCAUAUCACUCUUUGUGCCUGAAUUGGGUGGUGGAAAUCAGCCUGCCAGGGUCAGUCUUGUGCCAAUUCCGGGUAAAGAGGAGAUUCGGCAGAAAAACCUUUUCAGUGUUAGCGACUGCAAAAUGUACUGGCAAAACAAUGGAGAAUAUCUGGCUCUCCAGGUAGAUAGGUACACAAAAACAAAGAAGAGCAUUUACACUGGGUUCGAGCUGUUCAGAAUCAAGGAAUGA